UUAAAACGGUCGUAAAUAAUAUCAAAAGUAUAUUCCAUGGUUUUGCUAUAUACGCUACAUUUUUGUUUUAGUUUAAAAUGUUGAUUUUAUGUAGAUUUAAUUUUAUUGGUCUUCAACUACUCCUUCUAACACAUAUAGCUCACUCAUUCGUUCUCCUAACAGCAAACGUAGAAGAUGUAAAAAAACUGGCUCGGAAAUUCGUAUCCGACUCCCUAGCAGAUAAAAUAGCCGAGUUCAUUGCAAAAGCAGCUCAAAAUAUGGGCGCAAAUGUUUCAGAGGAAAAAGAACCCAAAGCAGACCAAGUUUCUGAAGAAAAUGACCAAUAUAAUAUCGAAAGACAUGGCGAAAGUGGUGCUCAAGAUGCUGUGAAAUCUAAAGAAGAAAGUACAGAAAAAACGGUGGAGAAAAAAGAAGAAUCUGAUUCUAUAUCCAUAGAGGAAAAGAGCAAAGAGAUUGAGACAACUGCAGAAACAACAACAACUCAAAUACAACCCGAAGAGCAAAGUCGAUACUUACAACUUGAACCAAAAUUGAACCAACCGUCGGAGCCAGAGAAAAAAUCCAAAUUAAGCGAAGAAGAUGACAAAUUCGAUAAAUCAAAAGAAGCAAGCAAAUAUCUUGAAGAAAACCUUGUUACUAAAUCAACAACCAACAGUGAAACUUUAAAACCUUUAGAACCUUUAAAACCAAAGAAAGCCAAAAAAGGCAGACCUUACAGGCUUUUAGCUAACUUAAACUCAAUUGAAGAAAACGAUAUGAAUGCUAAACUAACUGAAAAUAAUGAUACGUUAGAUGAUUUUUCUGAAAACUUGCUUUUUAACCAGAAGAGGUCCUUCGAUGGACAUAGAAACUUUGGUGGUAUAAAACUGACUACAAGCAAGGGAGCUUAUGAAUUUGAUCAAUACGACACUAAGAGAAUUAAGAAUAAUGGUUUAGUGGCUACUAAUGGACCAGCCACGUUUAUUUCACCUGGAGAUAAAGUAUCAGAUAACUGGUGGGAGAAAGAUUUGCCAGGUCGGCUCCAUGAUGAGAAGGGCAACAUUGAAUCAAAAAGAAAAUCUUGGUUCUGAUUUCUGAAUAAACAGUUUUGUAGUGCUUAGUAUUUUACAGGUUAUUUUUUCUUGCUUUUUACGAAUAAAGAUAAAAAUUAUGUAAAUCAAGUGUGUGAU
Helicoverpa armigera (cotton bollworm) is the source of this 1169-nucleotide messenger RNA. RefSeq lists its product as uncharacterized. The transcript is spliced from 2 exons. Lineage: Eukaryota; Metazoa; Arthropoda; Insecta; Lepidoptera; Noctuidae. The record is from RefSeq and is a predicted model, not a curated record. The coding region runs from base 78 to 1070 and encodes 330 amino acids.